Molecule: messenger RNA, 4562 nt
Organism: Nilaparvata lugens (brown planthopper)
Lineage: Eukaryota; Metazoa; Arthropoda; Insecta; Hemiptera; Delphacidae
Exons: 2
Coding region: 936-4487 (1183 amino acids)
Source: RefSeq, a predicted model, not a curated record
ACAUUCUCUACACAAAAGUUCGAGACUGCAUAAUCACUCCAGUCUUCGAGGAGGAAAGACGUGUGAAGAACUAGUGUAAGCAGAGAGAGACAGUACAGCACAUCAUUCAUUGCAUGUAAGUAUGAUACAAUUCUUUAUUUUUCUAAUCAUGAUUUUUCAGAAGUUACUUCUUUCCUGAUACUACUACUACAAUGCACUUAGGAAUCACUAAUAUCUCGAUUACAACAGAGUGCAUAUUGUACAAUAUCCAGCUUGUUUUCCCACAGCAUCUUCUUUUUCAUCAUUUGUUGUUUCUUUUCCAUUAUAGCUCAUCUUUUUAUAUAUACAAAAUGGAACAUGUAUCACUUUUUCAUAAGGAUUUUCAAUAAUAUAUUUGCAAUAUACACAUUGCAGAUAUGAUUUCUCAUGUAAAAAGUAUCCAUUUAUUGCAAAAUAGUCUGCUCUAUUAAUAAAUACCGAGUGCUUGAAUGGUUCUGGACGAUGGAAAGUUAAAACUCGUUCUUCAUAUUGCCGUAGAAUAUUAUUAUCGAAAUUCUCCUCUUCACAUGAAAUAUUAUCUUGUUUGCGCCAUCCACAAUUUGGACUACAUCGUUCAUGUUCCUUACUAGGAUCGUCUGUUGGCAACCAAUUUUCUAAAUAUACUGAACAAAACACACAUUGAACAACGUCAGGUGCUCGCACAAAUUUAAAACCCUGUUUAGCCAUAUUUUGAGGUGACAACAGACUCGAUUCUAAUUUCCAUCGAUUAUCAAAUGUUAAUAACCUCAAUCGUUCGUGCAUGAAAAUCUGAUCCUGUGAGAGCAUUUUUUGCACUGUACUUGCAGCUUGUUAAAUCACAACUGAUUUUUAGAUUAAUGUUUACUUGUUUUUAUAUCUAAUUCUGUGCCAUAGUAAUAUAUUCUUUGUUUGUUUUCAGUAACCCGCUAGUAGCAGAGAUGGAGCAUAGCAGAGAACACAGAGUUGGAGGGGUGAGUUCGCGAGCAAUUCGCCAUCGCAUUUCCUUCGAAAACGUAGCACCUGACAUUGAAAAUGUGCUUCAAAACUCGAAAACUCGUGUUUUCGAGAUAAUAAGAGAACAUGCUGCACGUUUCGAAGGAAAUGUCAAAUGGUUUUUAGUAUUAAAUGUAUUAUUGUAUAAGAUGGUAGUUUUAGAAUCAGAGGAAUCCGAAGCUGUUUCAUCCAUUGUGAAUCUUCAUAGCUACUCGGCCAUAGGCAUGAAUGUCUUGGAGAGUUAUGACGAAUUGAAUGAACAAUUUAUGUUAGCAGUUAGGAAAAUUUUAAGUUCAUUCGAUAACUUUGUUCGAUUUGGGAGUGGGUGGGUGUUGAAGAAGAUUGACUCGCUUGAUGUAAAUGUGAUUAGAUAUAAUCCAAUGUACACAAGCAGUUAUAUUCAAACACCCCACUUCAUCAAGAAUAAGAAAUGUGUUAUCAAUAUCAAAAAUUUUUCUGAUAAAAAGUGUUUUCUGUGGAGUGUUCUAGCCUAUUUUCACCAGAAACCGAAUAACAGUCACUUAACGGUGAAAUAUUUGAGCAAAUUUGCUCACAGGCUGAACACUCGCGGAGUUAAUUUCCCAACCACCGAUCGCGACAUAAAGAAAUUUGAAAUUCUCAAUACAGACAUCGCAAUUCAUGUUAUCGCCUAUGAUAACAAAAAGUUUUUCCCCUAUCGAACAAGCAUAUUCCGUACGCGUAAAUACCAAAUUAAUCUUUUAAUGUUGAAAGGCGAUGCAGGAAAAACUCAUUUUUGUUUAAUUAACACCGCGAACGGGAAAAACGGAUUGUCGCGUCUUCUUUCUCACCUUUCGAAAGCUAAAGCACAAGUAGAUGUUUGCAAUUUCUGUUUUCACAGAUUUACAUCAGACAAAAGAGUAAACCGGGAUGGGAAAGCAAAUUUGAUGAGACAUCUAGAGCUUUGUUCAAAGUUCCAGUCUCAGAGAACUUCAUACCCAAAACGUGGUGAGACAAUCAAAUUUAGAAAACUCGGUUCGACUUUGAAGAAAAAGUAUACAAUCUACGCGGAUUUGGAAACAUUUGUUGUGAAUAUGGAUGAUAAUGAAUCUGAGGAUGUACCUAUUACCAGAAGUUACACCAAGAAAACGGCGCGUCAUAUUCCAUGCGGGUAUUGUUUCGUUGUAAUUGAUGUGAAUGGGGAUAUCGCGUACGGGCCAGUACUCUAUAGAUCGAGUAAUAUCAAUGAAAAGAUCAUGGAGAAAUUUCUCAAGGAAAUAAUCGAAGUGGGCGAUUUAUUGAGUGCAGAUAUAAAAUGUGAAAUUCCGAUGGAGCAUUUAAGUGAACGUCAGCAACGCGAAUUUCAAAACGCUGAUAAGUGCGGCCUUUGCGAUGAAGUUUUUACCGAAACAGACACAAAGGUACGCCAUCAUGCACAUGAAAAUGGAAAGUUUUUGUGUGCUGCUCAUGUGUCGUGUAAUUUAAAUACUCGAACUGACGAUACGAUUAGCUGUUACUUCCAUAAUUUUAGUGGAUUUGACAGUCAUUUUAUUCUAAAAGCUCUCGGAAAAUGUAAAAAAGAAAUUUCCUGUAUCGCCAAUACAUCAGAAAGAUUUUUGACAUUGACAGUGGGAAAAAUCAAGUUUUUAGAUUCAUAUAAAUUUAUGAAUGAAUCUUUAGAAGUAUUAGUGCGCAACUUGGUAGAUAGUACAGAUAUGGAAUCGAAGUUCAAACGACUGUUUUCAGUAUUUAAUGACCCCGAUCUCGAACAAAGGCAACUAUUGUUGAAAAAAGGAGUAUAUCCCUAUUCGUACAUAUCUUGCCCUGAAAAAUUCGCUGAGACUUCUCUCCCUCCGAUAGAAUGUUUUUAUAAUGAUCUUAACGAUACACCCCUCUCCCCCAAAGAAUAUGAGCAUGCACAAAGAGUGUUCUCAACAUUCAAGUUGAAAUCUCUCGGCGAGUAUCAUGAUUUCUAUCUGUGCCUAGACGUCAUGCUAUUAGUUGAGGUUUUCGAAGAAAUGAGGUCAACGCUUUUUAGGUCAUAUGGCCUCGAUGUGACUCAUUUUCUUUCGCUUGCUCAUUACACUUGGAAUUGUAUGUUAAAGUUCACCCGGGUUGAACUCCAAUUGAUUAGCGAUCCUGAUAUACAUCUAUUGUUUGAAUCAGGAAUGCGCGGUGGUGUUUCGUUUAUUGGCAAGCGUUAUUGCGAAGCCAAUAACAAACACAUCCCUGACACAUACGAUCCCACAAAACCAAGUAACUAUUUGCUUUAUAUAGAUUGUAAUUCUUUGUAUGCGCACUCUAUGAAUCAAUUCUUACCUUAUGGAAAUUUCAAGUUCCUCUCAGAGGAAGAAAUCCAUGCUCUUGACUUUACAAAUUUGGAGAGUGAAUCAGAAACUGGUUAUGUAAUUGAAUGUGAUCUCAAGUACCCACAGGAGUUACAUGAUAUGCAUGCCAAUUUCCCCCUCGCCCCCCUUCAUCAAAUUCCUCCUAGUGAAUUGUUCUCCGAGUACCAAACCAAUGAGAACGGUCAAACUCUGACUAAAAAACUCAUGAACACGCUUUUUGAUCGAGAGAGGUACAUUGUUCAUUACAUGAAUUUGAAACUGUACCUUCAACUCGGAUUGCAAUUAACAAAGGUACAUCGAGUCAUUAGCUUUUCCCAAUCGCCUUGGUUGAAGAACUACAUUGAGUUCAAUACCUGUAAUAGGCAAGCCGCGAAAAAUAAAUUUGAAGUGUCCUUCUUUAAACAGAUGAGUAACUUAUGCUAUGGAAAAUCGAUAGAGGGAAAUCGAGAUAAAUGUAAUGUUCAAAUUAUCACAGACGUCAAGCGUCUAGAUAAGUACAUUUCAAAUCCCCUAUGUAAACGCUGGCAGAUAAUAAGCUCGGAUGUGAUUGCGGUUUUCUCGCGAAAGUUGGAACUAAAAAUGAAUAAGCCAAUCUAUUCAGGUUUCUGCAUUCUGGAUUUGAGUAAACUGCACAUGUAUGAUUUUUUCUAUUGUAAAUUGCAAAAAAUCAUACCAUGGCAACGCAUCCAGCUCUGUAUGACUGAUACAGAUAGCUUCCUCUUAUCAUUGGAGACACCCGACGUCUACCAACUGAUAAGAGAAAAUCUAGAAUUGUUUGACACUUCAAAUUACCCAGCUGAGCACGAAUGCUUCUCCAAUGAGAGGAAUAAAGUUGUAGGGAAAUUUAAGGAUGAGGCAGCUUCAUUUCCUUUAAAAUCUUUUCUGGGAUUACGGGCGAAAUUAUAUUCAUAUCUUGUAAAUAAUGAGAAGGAGGAAACUGUAAAUAAGUGUGUGGCAAAAGGUGUGAAGACACAUGUGAAAAAUAGAAAACUUAGUUUUGACUUGUAUAAAAAAUGCUUGAUUGAACGAUGCCAACAUAUAGAAAAAUGUAAUAUGUUGAGAUCCUUCAAUCAUAACAUGCAUCAAAUUGAAUGCGCAAAGGUUUGUUUAAGCCCGUUCGAUGACAAACGCUUUAUUGCAGAGAACGGAAUCGAUACAUUACCAUUCGGUCACUACAAAAUAGCAAACUGAUGGCACAGAUCAGUGUGUGUGUAACAAGCUAGUGACCAACACAUCGAAUUCUGUUUCAAGCGUGUCUUCACACAA